Gymnodraco acuticeps is the source of this 1542-nucleotide messenger RNA. RefSeq lists its product as uncharacterized. Bases 1 to 1542 code for a protein of 513 amino acids. The record is from RefSeq and is a predicted model, not a curated record. The transcript has 4 exons. Lineage: Eukaryota; Metazoa; Chordata; Actinopteri; Perciformes; Bathydraconidae.
AUGGCUAUCCGGGUGGACCAACGUCUAGCAGAGAGACGUCGGGAGAGAGGGGAGAACGCAGCUUCCACUCCACUGUUCGGACGGGAGUUACAGAGGGAACACUACGGUUGGCGGAGUAAUACCCGGACUUCGUCUCCAGAGCGACCAGCGGCCCCUAGCGCCGCGGAGGAACAGAUGCAGCUCGGAAGAGCCAAACUCACCCCGGAGGAGCGUCAGCGGGAGCGGCUGUGUUUCUACUGCGGCCAGCAUGUUCUGGCAGCCUGUCCGAGACUCCUGGCUAACCAUUUGUUUGUAAAAGCCGAAAAAUGCGAGUUUCAUGUGAACUCCGUGGCAUUUUUGGGCUUUGUGAUUUACCCUAACAAGGUGGAAAUGGACCCAGCUAAGGUCAGUGACGUGGCUAAGUGGCCCACGCCAGACUCUAGAAAGAAAGUUCAGCAAUUCCUGGGGUUUGCUAACUUUUACAGACGGUUCAUACGCAAUUUCAGUGCUAUUGCCUCUCCUCUCCAUGUCCUUACCUCUUCCCAUGUUCAGUUUGUGUGGAAUCCACAGGCAGAGAAAUCUUUCCUGGAACUGAAGAGGAGGUUCACCACAGCUCCCAUCCUGACUGUACCUGAUCGCCACCGACAGUUUGUGGUGGAAGUGGAUGCCUCCAACGACGGCGUUGGAGCUAUACUGUCCCAGAGGUCAGCGGGGGACAACAAGCUUCAUCCGUGUGCAUAUCUCUCCCGUAAGCUAUCUUCUGCUGAGAGGAAUUACGACGUGGGAAAUCGGGAACUGUUGGCUGUGAAGAUUGCUUUGGAGGAGUGGCGGCACUGGUUGGAGGGAGCGGAGCAGGAUUUCCUGGUCUGGACGGAUCAUAAAAACCUGCAAUACAUCAGGAAGGUCAAACGUCUGAACUCUAGGCAGGCCAGAUGGGCUUUGUUCUUUAAUAGAUUUAGGUUCACUCUGUCAUAUCGACCUGGUUCGCAGAAUGGAAUGCACUCUCCAGGAUGUUUGAAAGUCCAUCAAGGUCCACCCCACGUUUCAUGGUGCCCUAGCACUUUGGGUGACGUUGAGUCGGUAGACUGGGCUCCCACUGUUAGCCUCGGUUACCACACAACAAGUAAGCCCAGAUCAGAGGCAUCUCUUCGACGAGAGCAGUGGAUGGAGCUCAAGGAAGACCAACAAAGACAAUCAGAAUGUGUAGAGGCUUUGUUGGAUCUCCUGCAGACAACCGAGAGCCCAGAACCGACGCAGCCCCCAUCUGACAGCCCACAACCAGAGGACACCAGUGGGAUAUUAAAUGACCAACAAGAUGCAGGAUGCCAGACUGAUUUAACGAUGGAGGACAUCGAGAGGAUGGAGGAUGUUCUGAGACAGAACACAACAGAGCUGGGAGAUCUUCGGACAAAGGCACUGGACACAAAGUUCAACCAGGAGUCCUUUGAGAACAACGAAGAGAAAACAAAGUUUUACACCGGGCUCCCCAACUUCUUAGUUUUACUUCAGGUUUUUCAACUGUGCGAGCCCUACAUCACCUAUGUCUGUGCUCUCCAAAUUUGA